Centruroides sculpturatus (bark scorpion) is the source of this 349-nucleotide messenger RNA. RefSeq names its product potassium channel toxin TdiKIK-like. NCBI's taxonomy places the organism in Eukaryota, Metazoa, Arthropoda, Arachnida, Scorpiones, Buthidae. Bases 24 to 302 code for a protein of 92 amino acids. The transcript is spliced from 4 exons. The record is from RefSeq and is a predicted model, not a curated record.
CUCGUUCCUCCGUACAAUUCGAGAUGGUCUCCGUCGGUCGUCGUUGGAUCUGGGCCCUUCUGGCCUCCUUGUUGCUACUCCACACCCUGGCAGAGGCCGGAAGAGGCAAGGAGAUAAUGAGCAAAAUCAAGAAAAAGCUAGCCGAUGCCAAAGUGACGGUGAAGGGUGCGUGGGACAAGUUGACGUCCAAGUCGGAGUACGCCUGUCCGGUCAUCGAGAAGUUCUGCGAAGACCACUGCGCCGCCAAGGAGUCCAUCGGCAAGUGCGAAGACUUCAAGUGUCUGUGUCUCAAGCCCGAGUGACCCGUGUAAAUUUCUUUCGUCUUCAUUAAAUCACGUUUCUCCACGCA